AUGGAGCCGAUACACAUAGCGCUCGCGUUUGUAGUAGUGUUAUAUUCACUAUACUAUUACUUCACAAGAACCUUUAAUUACUGGAAGGACAGGGGCGUUGUUGGACCAAAACCAAUUCCUUUAUUCGGUAAUAUAAAACAAGUUGCUCGCCGUAUUGAAAAUGUCGGGGAAACCGUAGCUAAAAUACAUCAUCAGUUUCCUAAUGAAAAAGUUGUCGGAAUAUUCAGAAUGACAACUCCUACUCUUUUAAUAAGAGAUCUGGAUCUCAUAAAACAAGUGAUGAUUAAAGAUUUCGACGAAUUCUCCGAUCGUGGAAUAGAAUUCAGUAAAGAAGGACUUGGUGCAAAUCUAUUCCAUGCCAACACUGAAACUUGGAGAGUCCUACGCAAUCGUUUCACGCCAUUAUUUACUUCUGGUAAACUAAAAAAUAUGUUGCAUUUGAUGGUUGAAAGAGGAGAUCAGUUUAUUAAAUAUGUGCAAGAUAAUAUAGGUAGCCGAAAAGAAUAUAAGAUUCACACCUUGGUCCAGAAGUACACACUAUCUACAAUAGCAGCCUGCGCAUUUGGUAUUGAUAUUGAAGACCUUACAGAUAAUAACCCAAUAAUUAAAACAUUACAUAGAAUAGAUCGUGAUAUAUUUACUCCAAACAUUGCCUUCGAAAUAGACGCAAUGUAUCCGGGUUUGUUCAAAACAUUAAAUUUGUCAGUAUUUCCUACAUAUGUUACAGAAUUUUUUACCAAAUUAACGAGAUCUGUGAUAGACGAGAGACAGGGUAAGCCCACAAACAGAAGAGACUUCAUGGAUUUAAUUCUAGAAUUGAGGGAACAGAAAGAGCUUCAUUCUACAAAGAGAAGCGACAGCGAUAAACUGAUGCAACUAGAGAUGUCUGAGGGUGUCAUUACCGCGCAGUCCUUUGUAUUUUUCGCAGCAGGAUAUGAAACAAGUGCAACCACAAUGAGUUUUCUACUAUACCUGUUAGCCAAGAAUCCACAUAUUCAAGAUAAAUUAAUUCACGAAAUAGAUACAGUACUACAGAAACAUAAUGGUGAACUGACCUACGAUACAAUCAAAGAUAUGACAUAUUUGAGUAAAGUGUUUGAUGAGACACUGCGACUAUUUCCUCUAGUGGAACCAUUGCAGAGAAGUGCAAAGGCCGAUUACAAAAUCCCUGAUACAGAUAUUGUUGUGAAAAAAAAUCAAAUUGUGUUGGUUUCCGCUCGUGCUAUACAUCAUGAUCCUAAAUAUUAUCCAAAUCCAGAAGUGUUUGAUCCGGAAAGAUUCACUCCCGAAGCUGCUGCUGCAAGACAUCCGUGUGCUUACUUGCCAUUUGGAGUUGGUCCAAGGAACUGCAUAGGCAUGCGAUUCGCUAGAGUACAAUCUCAGAUAUGCAUCAUCAAGCUACUAUCAAAAUUCCGUGUGGAGAAAUCAAAGAACACAAUGGAAGAAAUGAAAUUCGAUCCACUGAGAAUAGUCAUGACGGCAGUCGAUGGAAUUUUACUGGACAUAGUCCCGAGGAAGUAG
Messenger RNA from Achroia grisella, 1521 nucleotides. RefSeq names its product cytochrome P450 6B2-like. Gene Ontology annotation, molecular function: monooxygenase activity; oxidoreductase activity, acting on paired donors, with incorporation or reduction of molecular oxygen; heme binding. Bases 1 to 1521 code for a protein of 506 amino acids. The record is from RefSeq and is a predicted model, not a curated record. The transcript has 2 exons. Lineage: Eukaryota; Metazoa; Arthropoda; Insecta; Lepidoptera; Pyralidae.